This is a messenger RNA of Myotis myotis, 949 nucleotides long. RefSeq names its product CEBPZ opposite strand (gene CEBPZOS). The record is from RefSeq and is a predicted model, not a curated record. Lineage: Eukaryota; Metazoa; Chordata; Mammalia; Chiroptera; Vespertilionidae.
UGCCCAAAAGUUGGCCUUAUAGGACAGUGGGCUGGAGCAGUGAAGACUCAGGUACAGACCCAGGUAGGAGACAACACUCAGCAAGCUGCGUGUACUGUCCUUCAAGUGCAAUAUAUGCUCCAAACCAAGUUGCAUGAAACCAGGAAACAGUAGAAGGGAAACUGAAAGUGUUGUCUCCCACGGUAAGCCUUACCACACACUUUCAAAAUCAGUGCUUCCUGCUCCUAUGACAUCAUCGGCUCUGUUCCCACUGGAGGACAUAUCAUUCCUCAAACAGGAACUUGAAACUGCAUCUGGAUAUUGCAGGAUGGUCCGCACUUUGGAACCACUGGCAAAGAAGAUCUUUAAAGGAGUUUUAGUAGCUGAAUUUCUGGGUGUUGCUGGAGCAUAUGUUUUGUUUAAUAAGAUGGACACAAGCCAAGAUUUUAGGCAAACAAUGAGCAAGAAAUUUCCCUUCAUCUUGGAAGUUUAUUACAAAUCCAUUGAAUAUUCUGGAAUGUAUGGAGUGAGACAGCAAGAUCAAGAAAAAUGGUUGAACAACAAAAGUUAGGAAUUUGGCCACUGAUCACAGUUUAUCCUAUUUCAUUGUAUCAAGCACGAUUAAAUUUCCAAAGUUGACAUGGAUAGAUUUUGGAAUAUUUAAGGCAAAAUGUAAAUUCUAAUUAAGCCAGAGGUUUUAUUCUUUGGACUGUGAAGAAAUUUAUGGAAGGUAUGUUUAUUAAUAAUGUUAUAAAUCAAGUUUUAUUUACACCGCUCAAAAUAAAGUGGUUCUCCUUUAAAAAAAAUACACCUAUAAUUCUGGAUAUAUAAACUUUUCAAAAUAGAUAAAAAAGUAAAACAUCGAUUUUUAAUACUACAAUUUGCAUCUUUGACAGCAAUGUCUCUGGCACUACUAGAGUCACUUUUUUAAAAAAGCUGUACUAAGGAAUAAAAUUUGUCAUAAAAUUCA